GGCCGGGGUGGCUGGUACCCACCUGCCUGCUAGAGACGCCGCAGCCCGGAUCCAGGCGGAGCCGAAACCAUGUCGGACCUGGGCUCCGAGGAGUUCGAGGAGGAGGAGGAGGAGGAGGGAGAGAACGAUCUUGGGGAGUAUGAAGGGGAACGGAACGAGGCAGGCCAGCGGCAUGGAUAUGGGAAGACCCGAUUGCCCAAUGGAGACAUGUACGAAGGGAGCUAUGAAUUCGGUAAAAGACACGGCCAGGGGACCUACAAAUUUAAAAACGGUGCCCAGUACACUGGAAAUUAUUUUAAAAAUAAAAAGCAUGGCCAAGGCACUUUUAUCUAUCCGGAUGGAUCCAAGUAUAAAGGGGAGUGGGCGGACGACCAGCGGCACGGCCAAGGCACGUUCUACUACGUCAACAACGACACCUACACUGGGGAGUGGUUCUCGAACCAGAGGCACGGGCAAGGCACCUACGUCUAUGCAGACACAGGCAGCAAGUACGUUGGCAGCUGGGUGAAUGGGCAGCAGGAGGGCGCGGCCGAGCUCAUCCACCUGAACCACAGGUACCAGGGCAAGUUCCUGAACAAAAAUCCCAUUGGCCCUGGGAAGUACAUAUUUGACAUUGGAUGUGAGCAGCAUGGUGAAUAUCACCUCAUAGACGUGGAAAAAGAAGAGGAAGAGGAGGAAGAAUCAUUAAUAACUGUUGUUCCAAAAUGGAAAGCUAUUAAAAUCACCGAAUUGGCCCUGUGGACCCCAUCUCUCUCCGAGGAGCAGCCCCCUGCAGAGCAGCCCCCUGGCCAGGAAGAGGCCCCAGGAGCUGAGGGUACCGGUGUCCCAGGUGCGGAUGAACUCUCGGAGGAGCUUCUCCCUGAAGGCUAUGAGGGCGAGAUGGAGGCGGGGCUGGGAGAUGAAGACAUGGACGCCUUCGGGCAGGAGAGCCGGGAGGACGGCUAUGACGUGGACCAGGGAAAUGAGAACUUUGAGGAAGACGACAUUAGACAGUCAGAUCUGCAGGAGUAAAGAUGGAGCCGGGCAGAAGGACAGAGAUGCCGGGCAGAGGGUGGUUUGCACCAAUUAGCGGUUAAUCUUUCUUUUGUAGUUGUUUGUUAAGUUGGGUUGCCAUUGUAAAUAAAUAUUGCGUUGUGUUUCUGAUGA
Messenger RNA from Jaculus jaculus (lesser Egyptian jerboa), 1146 nucleotides. RefSeq names its product radial spoke head component 1 (gene Rsph1). NCBI's taxonomy places the organism in Eukaryota, Metazoa, Chordata, Mammalia, Rodentia, Dipodidae. The coding region runs from base 70 to 1011 and encodes 313 amino acids. The record is from RefSeq and is a predicted model, not a curated record. Gene Ontology annotation, cellular component: nucleus; motile cilium. Gene Ontology annotation, biological process: spermatid development; axoneme assembly. The transcript is spliced from 9 exons.